Molecule: messenger RNA, 3456 nt
Organism: Mauremys reevesii (Reeves's turtle)
Lineage: Eukaryota; Metazoa; Chordata; Testudines; Geoemydidae
Product: protein NYNRIN-like
Exons: 2
Coding region: 35-3397 (1120 amino acids)
Biological process (GO): proteolysis; DNA integration
Molecular function (GO): RNA-DNA hybrid ribonuclease activity; aspartic-type endopeptidase activity; nucleic acid binding
Source: RefSeq, a predicted model, not a curated record
ACGGACUAUCCUGCCCCCGGAACCCCGAGUAAAAAUGCGGGUGGGAAAUUCAGAAAUAGACUUUUUAAUAGACUCUGGAGCAGCUCGAACCGCUGUAAAUCAACCCCUUCAGCUGCCUGUGGCAGAUUCCCUCACUGUGGUCGGUGCUACAGGGAGAGGAACCAAGUGUCCAGUGUAUGCCCCAGCAGAAUGUGCUUUGGGAGACAGAACUCUCUCCCACAAGCUGGUUUACCUCCCUGACUGUCCAACGCCUCUACUAGGACGGGAUCUGCUUUGUCGCUUAGGUGCAACCCUGCAUUUCACCCAAGAUGAAAUCACUCUCACCCUACCCCCAGAGAAUGCCUGGAUAAUGACUCUUGCAGUUGAGCCCUCAGCCAUGCAAGCCCCAGAGUGGAGCCAGUGGGAGGACCAGGUUUUUCCUCUAGUAUGGGCAUCGGGGGUCCCAGGAAAGGCAGCCCAUCAUACCCCCAUUAAGGUUCAGCUCCUGCCAGGAAAAGGUCCAGUGCGGAUCAAGCAGUACCCGAUCAAAAGGGAAGCCAGAGAAGGGCUGCAGGAAACUAUAGAUCAGUUUUUGAAGUAUGGGGUACUGCGAGAAUGUCAGUCAGCCUGGAACACCCCCAUCCUGCCUGUUCGAAAGCCCAAUGGCACCUACCGGUUGGUCCAGGACCUGAGGGCGGUUAAUGAACGGGUUAAGACUCUGCACCCCCUUGUUCCAAACCCGUAUACACUCUUGGCAUCUAUAGGGGGGCAGUACACCCACUUUUCGGUCCUGGACUUAAAAGAUGCUUUCUUCACAAUUCCGGUUGAUACUCAAUCUCAGGAGAUUUUCUCCUUUGAGUGGGAGGAUGGGAAAAGAAUUAAGAAACAGCUUUGCUGGACUGUGUUACCUCAGGGAUUUAAAAACUCCCCUACCCUUUUCAGCCAGGCUCUGGCUAGAGAUUUGGAAGAAUGGGAUAAUGCGGACAAAAUCCUCCUCCUGCAGUAUGUAGAUGAUUUAUUAAUUGCAGCUGUGGGUCUGACUCCUUGCCUUAAGGCUACUGUGAGCCUCUUGAAUUUUGUUGGACUCCGAGGAUAUCGGGUGGCUCGGAGCAAGGCUCAAAUUGCCCUCUUAGAAGUACAGUACUUAGGGUUUCACAUACGGCAGGGAGAGAGACAGCUCUCAAAUGAAAGAAAGGAAGCAAUCUGUCAAAUCCCUGUCCCCAGCAAUCGUAAACGGCUUAGGGCUUUUCUGGGCAUGGCAGGCUUCUGCAGAAUAUGGAUCCCAGAGUUCGGAUUGUGGGUUAAACCUUUGUAUGAAUGUGUUAAGGGAGCAGACCACGACCCCUUUCACUGGUCCUCAGAAGCUGACAAGGCAUUUAAAGUGUUAAAGAGAAAACUAAUGGAAGCUCCAGCCCUCGGUCUGCCUGACCUUUCUAAGCCGUUUCAACUGUAUGUGCAUGAAAGAAAAGGAGUAGCCCUGGGAGUACUUACUCAAUUAUUAGGAACCUGGAGACGUCCUGUGGCAUAUUUCUCUAAACAACUGGAUCAAGUUGCUAAGGGAUGGCCAGCAUGCUUGCGAGCGGUCGCAGCAACUGCCCUAGUGCUUGGUGAAGCGGAGAAACUGACUUUGGGGGGAACUGUGCAGGUGUAUACCCCUCACAUGGUCCAAGCCCUGCUGGACACUAAGGGUGGUCUCUGGCUUACCCAGGCUCGGGUAGCUCGGUACCAGGCUAAACUCCUAGAAAAUCCUGAGGUUUCCCUGCAAACCUGCCCCUCCCUUAACCCAGCCACUAUGUUGCCAGAAACAGAGGAGCAGGAACAUGACUGUUUAGAAAUCAUAGAUGCCCAAUACUCCAGCCGUGCAGACUUAAAAGAUCAGCCACUCCCAAAUGCAGACCAUGAGUGGUACACUGACGGCAGCAGCUUUGUCACAGACGGACAAAGGAGGGCGGGUUAUGCUGUUGUAACUCUCCACGAAACUGUGGAAGCAGAGGGUUUGCCUGUCGGAACGUCAGCCCAGUUGGCUGAAUUGAUAGCCUUAACCCGUGCACUCGAAUUGUCAAAAGGAAAAAGAGUUAACAUUUUUACUGAUUCCAGAUAUGCCUUUGGAGUGCUGCAUGCUCAUGCUGGUUUAUGGAAGGAAAGGGGAAUGCUGAAAGCUGAAGGUUCCCCAGUUAAACAUGGGACACAGAUCCUCCGGCUUCUGGAAGCGGUGCAGCUCCCCUUGGAGGUAGCAGUUGUACACUGCAAGGCUCAUCAACGAGAGGAUCAGAACGUAGCCAAGGGCAACGCUAGGGCCGACAGGGAAGCCAAGCGAGCUGCCACCCUGAAACCAUUGGGAGCUGAGGAGGCCUAUAUGCAUGCUCUCAUCCCAUCAGUGGGUGAGCUCCCAGCCCCUCAGUACUCUCGCGAAGAAAGGAACUUGGCUAAUUCACUUGGGCUCCAGGAAAAGGAGGGAUGGCUCCACUCCACAGAAGGGAAAAUCCUCCUACCUAAAAGCCUAAUACGGCCAGUACUACAGAAACUACAUCAGACUACUCAUGCUGGAAGGGAAGCUCUCACCCAGCUUAUGAAUAAGUAUUUUCUAACCUCUGGACUUAGACCCCUGGCUUCCCAGGUACAGGCUGAGUGUUUAGUCUGUCAAAAGAAUAACCCUCGGCCAGGAGUGUCAGUGCCGCCAGCCACUCUGGAACCUACCCCAGGACCAGGAUUGGUGUGGCAAAUAGAUUUUACUGAAUUCCCCCGAACCCAAGGCUUCAGAUAUCUCCUUGUCUUAGUGGAUCGAUUUAGCGGAUGGCCUGAAGCCUUCCCAUGCCGUAACAACACUGCCAGAACAGUGGCUCUCAAGUUUGUCAAGGAGAUCAUUCCUCGCUUUGGACUCCCCCAGUGGAUGGAGUCUGAUAAUGGAACACACUUCACAUCGCAAGUUAUUCAGGGGAUUUCAGAUGUCUUACAGAUCCCCUGGAAGCUCCACACUCCAUGGAGACCACAGGCCAGUGGAGUAGUGGAACGCACUAAUCAGACACUCAAGCGGCAUCUCUCAAAGGUCUGCCAAGAGGCUUCUCUUCGGUGGCCUGAUGCCUUACCCCUUGUUUUGCUCCGAGUUCGUGCUCUCCCAAAGGGCAGGUAUACCAAAGAUUUGCAGCCUCUCCCGCUGGAUGCCCCUGUCCACUCCCUGCAGCCCGGUGACUCCGUUCUCGUUCGUACCUGGAAGGACGAGCCUCUUCAAGAGAAGUGGAAGGGACCCCACACCGUCCUGCUGAUCACCCACACAGCAGCAAAGGUCGAGGGAUACAAGAACUGGAUCCACCACUCUCGUCUGAAAGCAGUACCAGCUCCUGAACGGUGGACUGUCCAGCCCGCGGAGAAGACUGCCAGCGACGAUCUGGGACUUAAGCUGUUAUUCAGGCGACAGUAAGGCCUACUGGGAAUGCCCUGUGACCCCUUUGGACAGUUACAGCGCACUCCCCGUGAAAA